This is a messenger RNA of Uloborus diversus, 1420 nucleotides long. RefSeq names its product UDP-glucose 4-epimerase-like. The record is from RefSeq and is a predicted model, not a curated record. Gene Ontology annotation, cellular component: cytosol. Gene Ontology annotation, biological process: beta-D-galactose catabolic process via UDP-galactose, Leloir pathway. The transcript is spliced from 10 exons. Gene Ontology annotation, molecular function: UDP-glucose 4-epimerase activity. Bases 150 to 1220 code for a protein of 356 amino acids. Lineage: Eukaryota; Metazoa; Arthropoda; Arachnida; Araneae; Uloboridae.
AUCGCCAAUCAGAGUUGCCGUUACAAGAGGACUGUUUCGUUGUGAAGUGACAUUAGCUCGCACGUCACUGGAAGAGGAACACAUGGCGUUAGUGCAGGAACGAUGGGGGUGUAGAUGCGUUUACUAGAGUUGGAAGCCAAGCAACAGGUAUGAGCUCCAACAAGUGCGUGUUCGUGACCGGCGGAGCGGGUUUCAUCGGUAGCCACACCGUCAUCGAGUUGCUGCAGGCCGGAUAUGACGUCAUCGUCGUCGAUAAUUUCGUCAAUGCCGUCUCAGGUCAGAAAGGUGAAGCUCCUAGCUUGCGACGAGUGGAGCAAAUAACAGGCAAGAAGGUUCUUUUUUACGAAUGCGAUCUUAUGGAUAAACCCAAACUCUCUGGAAUCUUUUCCAAACACAAAAUUGAUUUCGUCAUCCACUUCGCUGCGGUCAAAGCUGUUGGGGAAUCGAUGCAGAAACCGCUCCUUUACUACAAAAACAAUGUUGUCAGCACAAUUUUUCUCCUGGAGGUAAUGAAAGAACAUGGUGUUUAUAACAUGGUGUUCAGCAGCUCUUGCGUGGUCUACGGCAAUCCACAGUACCUCCCUAUUGAUGAAGCUCAUCCCAUUGGAAAUGUAGCUAAUGUGUACGGAAGGACAAAGUAUGCAGUUGAGCAGAUGUUGGUUGAUAUAUGUAGAGCUGAGAAGCAAUGGAAUAUCAUCUCGCUGCGAUACUUCAAUCCCGUGGGGGCUCAUCCUUCCGGGUUGGUGGGGGAGGACCCCACCAGACCCUUCACCAAUCUCAUGCCAUUCAUCGGACAGGUGGCCACUGGCAAAAGGGAAGAACUCGUAAUUUAUGGGGGAGAUUAUGACACGGAUGACGGAACAGGCGUGAGGGACUUUAUACAUGUGAUGGAUUUAGCCAAGGGCCAUGUUGCUGCUUUGAAAAAACUUGAAAAGAAUCCUCGAUAUAAGGUUUACAAUUUGGGAACUGGUCAAGGCAUUUCUGUGGCACAAUUGGUAGAAGCUUUUGAAAGAGUCAGUGGCAAAAAAAUUUCAUACAGGUUGGCUGACAGAAGACGAGGAGACAUCCCGGCCAUCUGGGGAGAUUGCAGUCUGGCCGAAAAGGAAUUGGGAUGGAAAGCAGAGUUUGGUCUCAAAGAAAUGUGUGAAGAUUAUUGGAGAUGGCAAACCAUGAACCCCGAAGGGUACAGGACUGAAAAGCAGAACGGAGUUUGCGAAUGAGAUGCAGUUAGAGUAUUCUACCGUCUAAAAAGUGGUUUCUGUCACCAAAGAGCAAGGUGUCGGAAGAAAAAUCCUUCAUAUGUACAUAGUACCAUUAAAUGUCAAAACCUUAGGAAAUUUAUUUUCAAAUAAAGAAACGCUAUUGGUGAUUUUCAGGGGAUGAAAGUUCAGAUGCUGAUCAAAAUAAAAGUAUAUUUUCU